This is a messenger RNA of Salvia miltiorrhiza (redroot sage), 2162 nucleotides long. Its product is annotated as pentatricopeptide repeat-containing protein At3g29230-like. The transcript has a single exon. The record is from RefSeq and is a predicted model, not a curated record. Bases 470 to 2029 code for a protein of 519 amino acids. Gene Ontology annotation, biological process: RNA modification. Lineage: Eukaryota; Viridiplantae; Streptophyta; Magnoliopsida; Lamiales; Lamiaceae. Gene Ontology annotation, molecular function: protein binding; RNA binding.
CUAUUGUAAUUCUUUUUUUAGACACCGUUCCUUAAUUUAAGAAUAAAUUUACAAAUCAAAAUUCCAAACAUAGCGUAUUUUUCUCCAAAAGAAUUGUCGCUUAUUACAGACUUCAUUAUUUUUGAAUUAAUCUUUUAUAUUUAGCUUUGGUAAUUGAUUCUCAAUUAUCGUCCAAGUUUCCAAAUUCGAAAUCUUUUCAGAUCACAAAAUAGCUAUACCUGCUGCAAACUUGGCUUCAGACAUUGCUCGUAUCUUCGAACAAAAGCUAAUCUUACUCAUAAAAUCAUGUAAGACCUGGAAACAGCUCCAACAAAUUCAGUCGCAGAUUACAAUCAAUGCCACUGAACACCGUAACCACAUCGUAAGCUCCCAUUUCCUCUCAAAAUGCACUGAACUGAGGCAAACAGGUUACGCCCGACAGGUGUUCGACCGAUUGCCUGACCGAAGGCACACUUCGCUAUGGAAUGUAAUGUCGAAAGGGUAUCUCCAAAAUGAUGCCUUGAGUGAAGUGGCGGUGUUGUUCUGUGACAUGAUAAGGGAGAAUGUGAGUCCCAAUUGUUACACAUUGCCGGCGGUGCUAAAGUCGUGCUGCAAGUCAUCGUCUUGGAAAGAAGGAGAGCAGGUGCAUUGCAUCGCAGUCAAGAAUGGUUUCAUUUCGAAUACUUAUGUUGGUACUAAUUUGAUUGAGUUGUAUUCGGGCGCGGGGCGUCUGGUGUGUGCAUACAGGGCGUUCACUGAGAUGGUAGAUAGGAAUGUGGUUUCCUGGACUGCAAUGAUCACUGGAUAUGUUGCCAAUGGUGAUUUGGUUUCAGCAAGAAGGCUCUUUGACCUAGCGCCAGAGCGAGACGUCGUGUUGUGGAACAGGAUGGUUUCUGUUCAUAUAGAUUUAGGAGAUAUGGUGGAGGCUAAGAGGCUUUUCGAUAUGAUGCCAUGUAAAGAUUUGAUGUCUUACAACACUCUGUUGAAUGGAUAUGCCAAGAAUGGGGACGUGGAGGGCUGCGAGAGACUGUUUGAGUCGAUGCAGGAGAGAAAUUAUUUCUCUUGGAAUGGAUUGAUUGGCGCAUAUGCACACAAUGGGCGUUUCCUUGAGGUUCUUGAUGCCUUCAAACGGAUGCUGAAGGAGACGAACGUGCAGCCUAAUGAUGCGACGCUGGUUAAUGUGUUAGCUGCCUGUGCAAGACUAGGAGACCUCGAUUUUGGUAAGAAGGUACACAAAUAUGCGGAAGAGUAUGGCUAUGAGGGGAAUGUUUAUGUUUGUAAUGGAUUGAUUGACAUGUAUGCAAAGUGUGGAUUGGUGGAAUGUGCAAUUCGAUUGUUUGAGGGCAUGGUUAAGAAGGAUAUCAUAACAUGGAACACGAUCAUAAAUGCCUUAGCUGUCCACGGCCAUGGAGGCGAAGCUCUGAGCAUUUUCAGCAAGAUGAAAAAUGGUGGAGAGAAACCAGAUGGGAUCACUUUCAUUGGAAUACUGUGUGCUUGUUCUCACAUGGGAUUAGUUGAAGAUGGAUUGGCCUAUUUCAACUCAAUGACUGAUGAAUACGCGAUUCAACCUAAAAUCGAGCAUUAUGGCUGUGUGGUCGACCUCUUGGCUCGAGGAGGGCAUCUGGAGCAGGCUGUGGAGUUCAUACACAGCAUGCCGGUGAAGGCAGACAGUGUGAUAUGGACUGCAUUGCUUGCAGCCUCGCGGAUUCAUAAGAAAAUCAUGUUUGCUGAACUUUCUCUCCAGAGGCUGAUUGAGCUCGAUCCUUGCAAUCCUGCAAACUACGUUAUGUUGUCCAAUGUGUAUGGAGAAGCCGGGAAGUGGGAGGCGCGGGCAAGGGUGAAAGUGGCGAUGAGAGACACCGGGUCGAAGAAGGUGCCAGGAUGGAGCUCUGUUCAGACUGAAGAUGGUGGUGUUGCUGAGUUCUAUUGUUUUGAUGAGAGGCAUUCAAGAACUGAAGAGAUAUAUGUUGCACUCAGAGGAUUGACAAAGUUGUUGAGGUUGUCUGAAUGCAAAAUAGAAGAGCUCAUGGAGCUUCAGCUACAAACCUAAACAAACUAUACAUAUAUUAUUUUUUUGGUGAUACAAGAUUUUAUGUCAUAGAUUCAGAUUUAAGCUGUUUGUUUACAUUCAUUAGGACUGAGUUCAUGUUUUGGAUUAAUAUGACAGUUUACUGGUUUUAUCA